UGCUUUGGUGACAGCUCGCCUGCCACAGCUGUUGGAUUUAAGGGGCUGGAGACCGUGUUUUCGCGACAGAAAGCCUGAAUCCCUACCGACAAGAUGCUGAAUAUGUGGAAAGUGAGAGAAUUGGUUGAUAAAGCAACCAAUGUUGUCAUGAACUAUUCAGAAAAUGAAUCGAAAGUUCGAGAGGCCACAAACGAUGACCCAUGGGGGCCUUCUGGACAGAUAAUGGGAGAAAUAGCAAAAUGUACAUUCAUGUAUGAGCAGUUUCCAGAGGUGAUGAACAUGCUGUGGUUCAGAAUGCUUAAGGACAACAAGAAAAACUGGCGGAGAGUUUACAAGUCUCUGCUUCUGCUGGGUUACCUGAUACGAAACGGAUCCGAGCGGGUGGUCACCAGUGCCAGAGAGCACCUGUAUGACCUGCGCUCCAUCGAGAGUUAUCACUGCAUAGAUGAAAACGGAAAGGACCAAGGAAUCAACGUGCGGCAAAAAGUAAAAGAGUUGGUGGACCUGGUGCAGGAUGACGACAGGCUCAGAGAAGAAAGGAAGAAGGCCAAAAAAAACAGGGAUAAAUAUAUCGGUGUGUCCUCCGAUAGCAUGAGCGGUUUUAGAUAUGGUGGUGACAGGUACGAAUCACGUUCCAAAUGGGAUGAUGACUGGGAAAAUAAUAAAGGAGCGUUCCCAUUUAGUGAGAAACUGGGAGAGAUCAGCGACAAGAUUGGCAGCACCAUCGACGACACCAUCAACAUGUUUCGCAGGAAGGACAGGGAUGACUCGCCAAACAGAAUCGGGGAAAUUGAGCAGGACAGGAACCGAGAAUUCAGAAACUGGCCGUCAGGCAAGUCUGAAUUUAAAGAUGAAGAGGAGACUGUGACAACUAAAAGUGUUCAGAUUGUUCAGGCCACAGAGACCACCGCCACUCGAAAGAAAGGCACACCCUCAAAAACUGUAGACUUGGGGGCAGCUGCACAAUACACUGGGGAUAAACCUAGCACAAGCACAAACACCAGCAAGCCAAAUGAGUCCGGUGCAAGUCAGUCAAGUGGCGGCCUAGUGGACUUGUUUGCGGUAGAUCCUUUACCAGUGCAGCCAGCCCCCUCCACAGACCUAUUUGGCGGGUUUGCUGAUUUUUCAUCGGCUGAAGCUACAGCCAGUCUACCUUCAGCAGCUGCCUCAGCAGCUUGUGGAAAUGGGGGAUUUGGGGACUGGAAUGCGUUUGGAGAGAAUCAGCUGGCAGCUCAGCCUGUAAACCCUGCAGCAACAGACCUGCUACCCGCUGCUCCUGCCUCCACAGUGCCUUCUGCUGACCUCUUCGAUCUCAUGGGUCCCUCUGUCAGUACCAGCAUUAAUGUCUCCCAAAGCAUGAGCUUCUCCAUGACCAGCACUCAAAACGCAAACCUUCCUUUGUCUAAAUCACAGCCUCUGCACAGUAUGGGGACUCCGCUGAUGCCCCAUCAGCCUGCAGUUCAAAAACAAGAAGCCAAAAAAGCCAGUAUGCCGUCCACCUGGUCGGAUUCCAGUGUGAACAUCAGUCUGGACUACCUGGGCAUGCAGCCUCCCAAACAAGCUCAGCCUACACUUAACAUGAUGCAGCAGCAAGGAGUGAACAUAAUGACACAGGGUUUUGCUGGGAUGAACCUAAGCAUGCAACCUACUCCUGUCCCCGCCCGGCCUCCUGCGAACCCCAUGAUGGGAAACGUGGCCAUGUCACCUACCAUGACAGGAGGUGUCAUGGGUAUGGCCCCCAUGGGAGGCAUGCCGCUGAAUCAAGGGAUGAUGGGAAUGAACAUGAAUAUGGGAAUGCCUAUGGCCAGCAUGGGCAUGACGGGCAACAUGGGGAUGGGAAUGUCAAUGCCAGGCAUGGGUAUGAGCACUGCCAUGGCACAACCAAAGCAAGAUGCCUUCGCUGACUUUGCCAACUUUGGAAAGUAAAGAGAGGAGUCGGAAGCUGUGCGGUAGGACAAUCUUUCUGGAAGGCAUAACCAUGAAGGAUUUUUGAAGAGCUACAAACAAAGAGUACUUGAAUGAUGUCAGUUACACCCACCCGGAAUUUCUGUCUUUUACACAAUGGGGAUGUAAAUCUGGUAAUCAGUCUGACCAAGGAGCCACAUUCAGAAUUGUUACAAUGAUUUUGUACAAGAGAGUAAUAUGUAAUUGCACUUCCAUUUAGGUUCGGUUGUUGCUUUAAAUCUUAAAAGAAUUAUGAUGCAUUGGAAUGACGAUGAGUAGCCCCUUUAUACCAUUUUUUUAUAUAUAUAUAUAUAAGCCCAUGUUGGAAAGAUCCUUUACUUUCUUUUAUAUAGUAACUUGCACCUUGUAAAUAUACUUGCAACAAGACAAUAAGUUAUUAAAAUGCAAGAUUUUUCAUUCAAAUAUUAAAAAUGUAUAACAACGGCCGCUCAGGUGGCGCAGCGGUAAAAACACACCCUGGAACCAGAGCUGGAUCUCGAAUACAUCGUAUCGAAUCUCAGCUCUGCCUGCCGGCUGAAGCUGAGCGGCCACAUGAACAACGAUUGACCUGUUGUUCAGAUAUGGGCGGGACUAAGCCGGAUGGGGUCUCUCUCUCUCUCUCAUGACCGGUGCUGUUACGAUCUCUGCUGGCUGAUUGAUGGCGCCUGCACAGAGAAAGUGUAGGUGAUAAGAUGCAUAUGGCAUGCUGCCCACGUGUCGGAGGGAUCGGCAUUGGUGGAGAAGAAGCAUGACUGGACGCGCUAAAAAGGGAGGAAAAGGGGAGAAAAUGCAUAAAGAAAAUAAAAAACAAUGUAUAACAAUGAAUAAUGCAUUUUAUAACUAAAGAAAGACAGCAUGAGUAAUAAAAUUAUGAGCAAACGCUGCUGCCUUCAAAAUAGCAUAGGAAAUGUAAUAUUUUUAUAAGAAAUGUAAUGUUUUGCAUUUUUCUUUAAAUCUCACCCAAGCGUAAAAACUGCUGUCAUUCAGUGUCCUUACACACAGUGCCUGUUAACCUUUUGCCUAUAAAUUUCUCUAUUCAGUUUUUUUUUUACAAAGACAAUGUAAUAUUACAGUAUUUAUUUUGGGUACUGUAGGAAAUCAAGCAAACAUGUAUGCACAUUCUCAUAUUUUGUGUGUGUCUGGUUUUCCCUUUUUUCUGUGCAUGGCUCGUAUAUUUUACUGUAAUAUAUUUGUUUUUUCAUGGAGUAAAUCAUAGAAAAAUUUAUUUUAUGCAAGUUAGGAAAUGAGCGAGUUGUACGAGGAUGCGUGAAGGUUUGCAAGGCCCCCUUUUCAGCUCCCGAGUGGAAUGUACCUGUGGACCAUCUGUGUAUUGUCAAAAGCAGGGACUCUAGUAAAGCCUUCCAUGCCAUUCAGAAGCAUUACAUGCACACACAGACGACCAAAUUCUGCCUUUUCUCUUUUCUCUUCCUUACUUUUCCAAGGGAUGGGUUUCUGUGUUUUUUCUAGCAGAGUUUAUUAGAUUCUAGUGUGUAUGUAUGUAUGUUGGGGUGUGCUGUAUGGGAUCAUUGAUUAUACUGAACAACACUAUACUUUAUACUUUUAUGCAAAUCAAAAACAACCGACAAAACAUCCCUCCUUUCAGGUGUAUGUAAUCUGAUUCAUACACUGGUUUGAUUGUUUAAUUGUACUCAUGAUCCUUUAUGUAAGAGAUUAAAGAGCUGAUUUUUUUGUGGA
This is a messenger RNA of Trichomycterus rosablanca, 3639 nucleotides long. It is a transcript of the gene clint1a, whose product is annotated as clathrin interactor 1a. The record is from RefSeq and is a predicted model, not a curated record. Lineage: Eukaryota; Metazoa; Chordata; Actinopteri; Siluriformes; Trichomycteridae. The transcript has 12 exons. Gene Ontology annotation, molecular function: clathrin binding; phospholipid binding. Gene Ontology annotation, biological process: endocytosis. Gene Ontology annotation, cellular component: endosome; clathrin vesicle coat; plasma membrane. Bases 94 to 1926 code for a protein of 610 amino acids.